Ilex paraguariensis (yerba mate) is the source of this 357-nucleotide messenger RNA. NCBI's taxonomy places the organism in Eukaryota, Viridiplantae, Streptophyta, Magnoliopsida, Aquifoliales, Aquifoliaceae. The record is from the annotation of a GenBank genome assembly.
AUGGCGGUGUAUAUGAUAUACCCACAAAGUGAUAGUGUUGAAUGCAUGCGAGUUCUUAGUUCUGCUAUUAGUAUUGACAAUGGAAGAAAUCUUAGCCCAGUGCUCCGGAGAGAGUUAGAAAAUCUGGACAAGGAUGCCGAAUGUAGGAAAUCAGCAAUGAAGGCACUGAAUUCUUAUGUAAAAGAAUUGGAUUCGAAGGCAAUUCCGCAUUUUCUUGUACAGAUUUCUGAGAAAAAAGAAACCGGGAUAUCAUCCAGGGAACACAUAUACCACUGUACGAAGUUCUUGCUCGUGUCCAUGGCCCGAAAAUUGUCCCUCACAUUGAUAGCAUCAUGGCUACCAUCAUCAAGAACUUAA